AUGAAGCCCCCAGCCGCCCCCUACAGCUCACCCCUCCUCCCCCAACUCCCCCUCCAAAACCCCUACUACAACCCCCUCCACCACAAUCUCCGCGCCUCCGUCCGCUCCUACAUCGAAACCUCCAUCGCCCCCUACGCCCAAGAAUGGGAAGAAGCGGGUCAAGUUCCCGAAUCCGUCCGCCGCCGCCACUGCGAACUAGGCUUCAGCAUUGUGCACCCGCUCACAACUCCCGAAGAUGCGGGUGGUCUGUCGCUGCCGGGAACCGUGCCAUUUGAUAAGUGGGAUACGUGGUGCAGUUUGAUUUUGACAGAGGAGCUUACGAGGACUGGUUUUGUGGGUGUUGUUUGGGGAUUGGGUGGUGGAAAUGCGAUUGGGGGGCCGCCGGUUGCGAGGUUUGGGACUGUGGAGCAGAGGAGGAGGUGGUUGCCGGGGAUUGCGAAGGGGGAGGUGAGAUUUUGCUUAGGGAUUACAGAGCCUGAUGCUGGGUCGGAUGUUGCGAAUAUUCAGACUACGGCGAAACGCGAGGGAAAUUACUAUAUCGUCAACGGUGCGAAAAAGUGGAUUACCAACGGUAUCUGGGCUGAUUACUGUACGGCUGCUGUUCGAACUGGGGGACCGGGUAAGGGUGGAAUCAGUUUGUUGGUGAUUCCUCUGAAGGCGCCUGGGGUUACUCGUCAACGGAUGCACAAUUCGGGUGUCAAUGCCAGCGGAUCAACAUUUAUUGAGCUCGACGAUGUCCGUGUUCCGGUUGACCAUCUAAUUGGGGAAGAGAACAAAGGAUUCCCAUUGAUCAUGUCGAACUUCAACCCUGAGCGCCUCAGUCUCGCAUGCGCCUCUCUACAACUAGCCCGUGUAUGCGCAGAAGACGCCUUCAACUACGCCAUCCAACGCGAAACAUUCGGCUCCCCCCUGAUCAGGAAGCAAGCCAUCCAAUCCAAAAUCUUCAAGUUCGGCCUAAUGAUCGAACCCGCUUACGCAUUCAUGGAACAACUCGCGCACAUCCUCGAACUCACCAAAGACCAACCCGUGGACAAUGUCAGAAUCGGGGGUAUGACGGCUCUUCUCAAAGUAAUGGCGACUAGGGCUCUUGAGAAGAGUGUCCGCGAAGCACAACAGAUUCUGGGUGGUGCUGGUUAUAAUAGGGCUGGGAAGGGAGCACGGGUCGAGCAGAUUAGUCGGGAUAUGAGGGUCCAUGUUGUUGGGGGUGGGAGUGAGGAAAUCAUGAUGGGGUUGGCGUUACAAGAGGAGCUGAAGGCUCUUAAGACGAGAUGGAAGGCGUUGGAGAGUCGGAAGUCGAAGAUGUAG
This is a messenger RNA of Aspergillus chevalieri, 1305 nucleotides long. Its product is annotated as acyl-CoA dehydrogenase family protein. NCBI's taxonomy places the organism in Eukaryota, Fungi, Ascomycota, Eurotiomycetes, Eurotiales, Aspergillaceae. Gene Ontology annotation, molecular function: flavin adenine dinucleotide binding; oxidoreductase activity, acting on the CH-CH group of donors. Bases 1 to 1305 code for a protein of 434 amino acids. The record is from RefSeq and is a predicted model, not a curated record. The transcript has 4 exons.